AUGAAUAAAGAGGCUGAGGAGCAGAGUGCGGGGGAAGGACAGAACAGCCCGGGGGGUCUUGGCCCACUCAGCUCUGCAGCCCCGUGGGUUCCCGGUGAGGAGAUGCUGGCCAAGCUGGGAUCCCAUCUGCUGCUGGCAGUGGCACUGCUGAGUAUAGGCCUGGGAGCCCAGGCCAUGAAAGGCGUCAAAUGCGGUGGGGUCCUCUCUGCGCCCGCCGGGAACUUCUCCAGCCCCAACUUCCCGAGACUGUACCCCUACGACACGGAGUGCAGCUGGCUGAUCGUGGUGGCCGAGGGCUCCUCCGUGCUGCUCACCUUCCACGCCUUCGAGCUGGAGUACCACGACAGCUGCGGCUUCGACUUCCUGGAGAUCUACAACGGCGCCUCGGCGGACCAGGGCAACCUGCUGGGCAGGUUCUGCGGCCGGGUGCCGCCGCCCCCCUUCACCUCGUCGUGGCAUGUCAUGUCCGUCGUCUUCCACUCCGACAAGCACGUGGCCAGCCACGGCUUCUCUGCGGGCUACCAGAAAGAUGUGUGUGGUGGCGUCCUGACUGGCCUGUCGGGGGUCCUUGCCAGCCCUGAGUACCCCAACAACUACCCCAACAACAUGGAGUGCCGCUGGGUGAUCCGGGCCACGGGGCCAGCCACGGUGAAGCUGGUGUUCAUGGACUUCCAGGUGGAGGCCAGUGAGCAGUGUACCUAUGACUACGUGGCUGUGCUCGGGGGACCCGGGCCAGCCCAUGGGCAGCACUAUUGUGGUGGCACCAGGCCCCCAACCCUUGUGUCACUAGGCAGUGAGCUUCAGGUGGUCUUUAAGUCAGACUUCAACAUUGGAGGCCGAGGCUUCAAGGCCCACUACUUCUCAGGAGAAUGCCAGGAGGUGUACGUGGCCGUGCGGGGCAACUUCUCCAGCCCUCAGUACCCCAGCUCCUAUCCCAACAACAUCCAGUGCCACUGGACAGUCCGUCUGCCCCCAGGCUACCGGGUCAAGGCAUUCUUCCUAGAUCUGGACCUGGAGGACCCCAACAGCCUGACCAGGACCUGUGAUUUUGACCACCUGGCAGCCUUUGAUGGGGCCAGUGAGGACGCACCUCUGCUUGGCAAGUGGUGUGGCCGCCACUCACCGCCACCGGUCACCUCCAGCCACAACCAGCUCCUGCUGGUCCUGCACACAGACCGCAGCACCACAGGCAGGGGCUUCUCCGUGGCCUACAUUGGAGUGGUGCCCAUGAACGUGAGCUGCUCCCGCACAGACUUCCAGAUCCUGAUCUCUGCGCAGGCGCUGGCCCCGCUGGAGCGGACCAAGGUCUACUUGGGCAGCCGGAACUGUGCUGCCCAGGAAGUUGGCAGCAACUUCCGGAUCCAGGCCCGCUUUGACACCUGCGGUACGGAGUCUCAGAGGAGAAACAAUACCUCGGUGAUCGUCAGUGUGCUGUACAUCGACUUCUCGGUGGCUGGGCAGGAGGACGUCCAUGAGUACGAGGUCCGCUGCGAGCCGCGGCGCAAGGAAGCUUCUGUCCAUCUGCUGUCCGGCUCUGACUGGCUUGGGCCCUAUGCUGCCGCGGCCGAGCACCUUCAGGAGGCACCGCCCAGGGAUGAGGAGGAGGCACUGGAGCGCCCAGUGACCAUGGUAGCCCAGGACACUAGUGACAUCGUCUUCUUGGGCCUCUGCAUCCUCGCUGGCAUCCUAAUGCUCAUUGCCAUCGUGGUCCUGAUGCUGCUGUGAGCAGACAGGGCAGGAAACUGGCAUCUGGCAUCCCUGGGAGGUGGUGUGGGCAGCACAGCAGGGUGGGAUGGUGCUCGUUGGUGGCCUCAAGUCAAGACUCUCUUUGAGUCUCCAUUUCCUAGGCUCCCUUGACCCACUGUCUCCCAGGGCUGGUGUGAGGCUCAGAAGAGAA
This is a messenger RNA of Cavia porcellus (domestic guinea pig), 1897 nucleotides long. RefSeq names its product CUB domain containing protein 2 (gene Cdcp2). Bases 1 to 1725 code for a protein of 574 amino acids. The transcript is spliced from 7 exons. The record is from RefSeq and is a predicted model, not a curated record. NCBI's taxonomy places the organism in Eukaryota, Metazoa, Chordata, Mammalia, Rodentia, Caviidae.